AGCUCUGCCUGGCUCCAGCGCCUCUGUGUCUCAGCAUGGCCCUGCCCUGGGCCCUCGCCGUCCUGAGCCUCCUCCCUCUGCUGCAUGCCCAGGACCCAGCGUGUGCCAACUUCUCGACCAGCCCUAUCACCAAUGCCACCCUGGACCAGCUCUCCCACAAGUGGUUUUUUACCGCCUCGGCCUUCCGGAACCCCAAGUACAAGCAGCUGGUGCAGCAUACCCAGGCGGCCUUUUUCUACUUCACCGCCAUCAAAGAGGAGGACACCUUGCUGCUCCGGGAGUACAUAACCACGAACAACACGUGCUUCUAUAACUCCAGCAUCGUGAGGGUCCAGAGAGAGAAUGGGACCCUCUCCAAACACGACGGCAUACGAAAUAGCGUGGCCGACCUGCUGCUCCUCAGGGACCCCGGGAGCUUCCUCCUCGUCUUCUUCGCUGGGAAGGAGCAGGACAAGGGAAUGUCCUUCUACACCGACAAGCCCAAGGCCAGCCCGGAACAACUGGAAGAGUUCUACGAAGCCCUCACGUGCCUGGGCAUGAACAAGACGGAAGUCGUCUACACUGACUGGACAAAGGAUCUGUGCGAGCCGCUGGAGAAGCAACACGAGGAGGAGAGGAAGAAGGAAAAGGCAGAGUCAUAGGGCACAGCACCGGCUCCGGGACUCGGGGCCCACCCCCUGCACCUGCCUUUUUGUUUGUUUUGUAAAUCUCUGUUCUUUCCCAUGGUUGCAUCAAUAAAACUGCUGGACCAGU
Messenger RNA from Oryctolagus cuniculus (rabbit), 753 nucleotides. RefSeq names its product orosomucoid 1 (gene ORM1). Gene Ontology annotation, biological process: regulation of immune system process. The record is from RefSeq and is marked provisional. Lineage: Eukaryota; Metazoa; Chordata; Mammalia; Lagomorpha; Leporidae.